This is a messenger RNA of Fragaria vesca subsp. vesca, 2734 nucleotides long. RefSeq names its product putative metallophosphoesterase At3g03305-like. Gene Ontology annotation, molecular function: hydrolase activity. The coding region runs from base 1 to 2184 and encodes 727 amino acids. The transcript is spliced from 4 exons. The record is from RefSeq and is a predicted model, not a curated record. Lineage: Eukaryota; Viridiplantae; Streptophyta; Magnoliopsida; Rosales; Rosaceae.
AUGGGUUUGGGAGAAGAGAAGACGAUGAUUCGGAAUGGGUUGAUGACGCUGAUGCUUAUGCUUAUGAUUCCCUGGUUGUGUUGUGCCAAGGUGAUGGAUGUGCAAGGAGCGCCAGAGUCUGUGGUGUGGGUGGUUCAGCUCUCUGAUCUCCAUUUCAGUGUCCACCAUCCCGACAGAGCCACCGACUUCACCUCCCUUGUGGGCCCCGCUCUCUCCAUGAUCAACCCUUCUCUCGUCCUCAUCACCGGUGAUAUCACAGACGGAAAAAGCAAGGAUCUGUUGACGACGAAACAAAAUGAGGAGGAGUGGGUGGAAUACCGGACUGCAAUGGAUAAUGUUAUCAAAAGGAGCGGACUUGACAAGACUGCCUUCUUUGAUCUUAGAGGGAAUCACGAUAACUUUGGUGUCCCUGCCGUUGGUGGUGCCUUUGAUUUCUUUUCAAAGUAUAGCAUCAAUGGGCAGCUGGGCAGAGCUGGGUAUCUCAACAGUGUUACUCUUCAGACUGCUGACCGGAAACAUCUCUUUGUUGGAGUUGAUACCACUAUGUCUGUGGGUGUACGAGGCCCAACUAAUCUUUUUGGGCAUCCCACUGAUCAACUAUUAUCAGAUUUAGACAUGGAGCUCUCCCAGUGGGAUUCUCAAUCAAAAGAGCCAAUCAGCAAGAUUUCGUUCGGGCAUUUCCCUCUUUCGUUCUCCGCAACCUCACACUCUGGGAAGAGCCUGAAAGAUAUAUUCCUCAAGCAUUCCGUAUCAGCUUAUGUAUGCGGGCAUCUGCAUUCAAGGUUUGGUAAAAACUUGAAGAGACACCAUCAGUUACUUCAUAAAUUUUCAUUUUUGCCAGAAUUUUUCCAGCUUAAUGUACACCAACUAUCUUCUGAUCCUCCUGUUAAUUGUUCAACUGAUGCCCCAAUGGCCAAUGAAUUCUGGGAGUGGGAGAUGGGCGACUGGAGGAAGAGCAGAGCCAUGCGGAUUUUGGCCAUUGAUAGAGGUCAUGUUUCAUAUGUUGAUGUUGACUUCAAGUUAGGCACCAAAAAAACUAUCAUACUGCCAACUUUUCCUCUGGAUUCACGGCUCAUGUCAACAUCUUCAUCACGUCAUGAGUAUGAAUGUCAUGCUGCGGGACCUGUAUCUUAUGAUGCAAUUAGAGCCCUUGUGUUUUCUGUUUCUCCACUUGUGACAGUUACAGCUAUGAUCUAUGACACAAGACCUGGAUAUCUCAGUUUGGUAUUUGAGGGACCUAUGAUAAAGCUUGAGCAUAACACCUCCAGGGGAGAUCUUUAUUUUGCUGGAUGGAAUUAUAGAGCGUUUGAGGAUCCAUCUCCAGAUAGAUAUUGGUUGCAAAUAGAAGCGACUGACUUCAUGGGGAGAUCGACUUUAAGUGAUUUGAGGCCGUUUUCUGUUAAUGGUCUAAGUACUAAGCUUUCAUGGACGUGGAAGGAGUUUGUGGUCAUGGGUUGUCAAUGGGCUGCAUUAUAUUACCCAAUGAUGUGGUGUGUUGUAUAUUUUUUACUCAUGAUUCUCCUUAUUCCAAAAGCUCUCCUCAUUUUCUCAAGUAAGCAUUUUACUUACAAGAGCAAGGGCUUGCUAAAUUUUAUAGGAUGGGUUUCACAGGAGCUUUGUAGGGUUCCCCUCACAUGGUAUGGUUUUCUAGUAUACUUAUUUUACCUCGUAUUAUUCCCAUGGUUUAUUGGGCAUGUGUUCACUGAUGGCAAGGAUAUAGGAUACAUGACCUACAUGGGCUGGGUGGUUAAAUCUUUCAAUGAAGAUGGAAAGCAUGAAUAUGUUGGAUCACCAGAUGUAAUGGUGGUUGUUCUUCCACAUCUCUUGUUUGUAGUUUUUCCUGCUAUUUUGGUCAGUGGGGCUUUAGCUGCUGAAAAGCACAUCUAUCGGGAACAUGUUCUUUCACUUUCAGGAAAGAAAGAAGAUGAUCCUGAUCAAGAAGGAAGGAGAUCUUUAUGGUAUGGUUACCAGGGCAGUAGGAAAUCAAAUUCAUGUGUUGGAGACCGGUGGAUUCGGAAAGUACUUUUGGUUAUUUGCUUGGCAAUUUGUGGGAAGCAUUUUAUGAGCUGCGGGGUUCUCAUCAAAGCUUACGAGAUGAAUCCCAUCAUCAAUUUCCCAGUAUACAGCCUCACGAUUCCGCUAGUGGUGGCUUACACUGUCUACAGAACUAGGAGGAAUGUGUAAUAUAAUGAUGCAGCAACACUGCAGAGAGCAAAAUUGUACUCGCAUAUUCUUCAAAUCUUGUAUAAACAGUCCCUGUCACAGGAACAUGUAGGACGCAGAUUGAGUUGCUUUCCAACCUUCUAGUGGCCAAACAAAACAACCGAUGGAACUCUGCUCCGUUGAUUUGCCAAAGUUUGGAGAUUGAAGCAGCCAACGUCUACCAAUUAAGAAAUGAAGCUAGCAUAGCUGCAUGUUGAUUUUCUGUAAAAAAUAAUCUUUUCUCCUAACAAAUUUUGUAACUUUUCUAGUAUGUUUUCAAAGAAAAUAUGAUGUUCUGAUUUUUUUGGCUGUAUCACACCGCAAAAUCUGAUGGAAAAAGGAUAAUGAUGUUAAUAUAGACUUGAUUCUAAUUUUUUUCCGGAUCAAAUCAAUUAAACGAAGAGAGGAGAAAGAAGGAAGAGGGCAUUACCGCGCAAGCAAGACAAGAGUAAAUAUUUAAAAUUUGUUGUUGCUCGAGUAAAGUAUUGAAAUGAAAAUGGGUAAAGGUGUGUUCUUGUAGCGAGGGAAAAAG